Messenger RNA from Trifolium pratense (red clover), 916 nucleotides. RefSeq names its product MLP-like protein 43. Gene Ontology annotation, biological process: defense response. The record is from RefSeq and is a predicted model, not a curated record. Lineage: Eukaryota; Viridiplantae; Streptophyta; Magnoliopsida; Fabales; Fabaceae. The transcript is spliced from 2 exons. Bases 146 to 616 code for a protein of 156 amino acids.
AACAUUUGAUUGUUCGUUGAUUGGUUGGUUGAUAAUAAGCUACAAUGCUACUUAACUCUCUCUAUAUAAUACCAAUAAGUUUAGCACAAAUCUGAGUACAAAAAUAUAUUUUUCCUUCUAGAGUCUUUCUAAGGGUGAAACAAAUAUGGCAGUAUCUGCAGUUGAAAAGAUAGAAAUGGAUGUGCCUAUUAAGGCCACUCCUCAACAAUUCUAUGAAGUUUUGUGCAACAAGACACACCAUAUUUCCAAUGUUUGCCCUGAUAUAGUAAAGGGUGUUGACCUUCAUGAAGGUGAUUGGGGCACAGAGGGAUCCAUUAUAUCCUGGAAUUUUGUUUUAGCUGGAAAAACUUGUGUUUCUAAGCAAAGGAUUGAAGACAUAGACAAAGAAAACAAGAAAAUAACAUACAAAGUUUUGAGUGGAGACUUAUUGGAAGAUUACAAGAGCUUCAAAUUCAUAAUGCAAAUUGUUCCACAAAGAGAAGGAAGUGUAGUGCAUUGGAUUGUUGAAUAUGAGAAGCUCAAUAACAAUGUCCCUAAUCCUCACUCCAUGUUCCAUUUGUCUGUGGAGGUUCUCAAAUAUAUUGAUGCUCACCUUGCACCUGAGGACAAGAAGUAAAAAAAAUUAUUAAUAUGAACAAAAAGCUCAUGUCCUAUGUUAGUUUGAUUUCUAUAUCUAUGUGUGACUAAUAAAUGAGGAUUUAAUUAAUUUCCUCUGUAUUUUAAAUUAUGCAUAUAUAUGGUUUGUUUGUUCAUAUGGUUUUCUCAUGAGCUGGGGUUUUUCUUGUCCACCUUCAUUGGGUUGUAAAGCAUAUAAAUUCGUGAGACUUAAAAGUUGCCAUUGAUAUAUUGUGGACAACUUAUCCAAUAUGAUUUGACACCAAUUUAUUAUCUAUGUGAAACAUUAAAUGUGAGAGUA